Molecule: messenger RNA, 2472 nt
Organism: Gregarina niphandrodes
Lineage: Eukaryota; Apicomplexa; Conoidasida; Eugregarinorida; Gregarinidae
Product: putative transmembrane protein
Exons: 1
Coding region: 1-2472 (823 amino acids)
Source: RefSeq, a predicted model, not a curated record
AUGGCGAUCCAGACGAUGUCUGAAUGGAUUGUGCUGCAGUCCGCGUCAUGCACGUGGGUGUCUCAGCCGAUUUCGUUGACGUAUGCGGAGGUGCCGGCAUGUGUGCAGGUGAAGUUCGUGAAUUACAAGAACAGUGACGACUAUUUUAUGAUCCAGGUGAAUAUUGUGUCAUCGGAUCUUCGUGGGCCGAGACCGGCGACGGCUCCGGGUCGGUGGUUUUUGUUGUCAGUGCCAUCGUCACCGCAGUUUGUUUUGAAGAACGAUUCGCCGUGGGCGAUUAUCGUGGGAUGGCCUCCUGAGAAGAAGCGGGUGCGGCCGAUGGAGGAGGAACGGCGAGUGUUCGACAGUGCAUUGGACUGGUUGCGGGAGGGCGAGAAAUCGUCGGAGUUGACGCAGUUGGAGCCUGGUGCGAGUCGGGUUGUGAGUGUACUGCCUUGGUGUGCUGAUUCUCGGCACGUGGUGGUGUAUAAGUUGGCUGGUUUGAAAAAGGAGCGUUGGGCGACGGCUUCGUUGUUGGAUGCUAGUGCCAGUUCGGACCGUCGCGUGUGGGAAAUGGGUGACAAGUACGCCUGCGUGACGCACUGCCAGACUAGUGUGAACAAGGAGGGUGUGCGUAUCUUCCGGGUUUGGACUAAGGCUGUGACAGACUUGAGUACGGAGUCUGAACCGGUGACACCACCGGGCCGCAAGCAGUGCGUCCAGACGGCGUUCGUCCGUGCACGCGUCAUGAUCUCGGCGGAGGCGCUCGGUGUCUCGUGGCGCAUCAACGGGCGGCCCUUGGUGCAGGCGCUGAUGCAGGAGCUGCAGGUCGCAUAUGUGGUGGCACCGAAGGAAUGUGUGCUAGGCGAAUUCGAGCCGCGCGCGCCCAUGGCGUAUCUGGAGGAGGCAGCGGAGCGACGAAAAAAACACAAACCCCACUUCAUUGACCUCGACUUAUUGCCCGGCGCGCUAAGGCCGGUGAAUCAUGGACGCGACUACCUCGGAGCGGUACAGGUGGCGCAGCUGCAGACAGCGCGGAUCAGCGACGCCUUGGUGAACGCGGGCUUCUUCACCUGUCUGGCCACACUCGACUCGGUCGCGCUGGACCACUUCGUGGUCGCGGGGCGACCUGGAUUGCUGAAGAGCAGCAGCACGAUUGCCAGUCGCGCAAUGGCGGACCUGGGAGCAGAGAUGCGGCGCAUUACCACUUGGGCUGCCGACACGCAGGAGUUGCGAGACUACAAGAACCUGCUCUGCGACUUCGGACAGCGCCGGCCAGGCGAGAGCGAGGGCGCGUUGGCGAAGAAAGCGUUCGUGGCGUACGUACGCAAACAGUUGCUCGCUCCAACGCACGCGAGUGUGUACGAGAAGAUUGCGGUCGUGGUGGCGCCGUUGCUGGCGAAUAUUGAGCUGGAGGUGCUCGAGGCGUUAGCGAAGAUGCUGGAGUCAGAGCGCGGAAUCGUGACGGCACCGUUCGUGAGUAGUGCGCGCGGCGGUGCGGAGGUGGCUUCAAGUGUGCGCACGCGUUUCUUGCCGCCGAAGCAGGCGCGGGCGGUGUUGGCGCCAAGUCCGGUUCAGACGUUGAAGGAGACGAAGCGUUUGUCGGCGGUGUUCUUCCGGCUCUGUCGGGCAUCUGUGCACGCGCUGGCUAGCGAGGGUUGGCAAAGUGGUUCGUGCAUCACGAGCGUGGCGCCGAAGCUUUCGGACCUGGCGAAUAUGAACUCGGUGUACUUCGAGAACGUGCGCCUCUCGCCCAUCUCCAUCCAGGUGUCGUUGCGUACUUCGGGGCAGAAGAUCGACCGCAGCAUUUUGUGGAUCGCCGACUCGCUUCCUCUCGACUCGCCCUAUAUGGCUGUGAGCAUCCAAGCUUGGGAACGAAAGUUCAUCGUGACCACUUGGCACGAGCUUUAUUUGCGCGCGCGACGCGACUACCUGCAGUCCCUCUUCAAACGCUCGCUCCCCAGCGUCUGGCUCUACUACGUCGGAGCACCUGUUGUCGGCAUCCUGCGGGGCGUCGUUCAAUUAGUCAAGAUUGUCCGCGAAGAACAUCGCAUCCGCCACUGGCGUCUCGCCAUUUCCGGUCCCACCAGCGGCGCCCGUCUCGGCCUCGUGGUGACCAUGCUGGGCUUCUUUGGAGGCGCCUUCCACUUCAUUUCGCAUAUCGCAGAUAUUGGCCACAAGCUGUUCAAGGGCCGACGACCGAGACCCAACUCGAUCCUGGACGGAUUCAACAAGGGCCUCCGCGGCUUCAUGCUCGACCUGCUCUGGAACCCCUGGUACUCGUUGGUUGUCCACACGAAGCAACAGUUGAAAACUGAAUCAAAACGCUGGAAGCUUCUACUGUGGGUCGUCGGCCGGUGUGUCCGGUGCGCCCUGAGCCCGCUCAUGGCCGCCCUACAUAUUGUCGCCAGCAUCAGUGAGGGCUUUGCUACCACGCUGAUUGGAGACUUUGACCAAUUCAAGGUGGAGGAGCUGAACCAACGAGACCCAUAG